UCGGGAGGAGUUAAGUUACGGCUGAAGAGCAGGCGGAGCGAAACUCCCGGCCGACCUCACUCCUGGCAUUCAACCAAACUUGGGGAGAACCAACCCGAUCCCAGCAUGAUGCAAAUAUCUCAGGGUAUGCUUGGCACCCCGUGGCAUCAGUCCUACCACUCCAGCAGCUCUGCCUCCGAUCUCUCUGCCUACGAGCAUGGCUAUCUGAGGAGAAGUCCCGACCAGUACAGUUCCCGGGGCAGCAUGGAGAGCUUGGACCACUCCUCCCCCGGCUACCACCCUUGUCACCUGUCCCCGGCCAAAUCCACCAACAGCAUCGACCAGCUCUCCCACCUCCACAGCAAGAGAGACUCUGCCUACAGCUCCUUCUCCACCAACUCCAGCAUCCCCGAGUACCCCGCUCCUCUGUUCAGCAAGGAGCACUCCUGCUCCACGGACAGCACGCACUCCCGAGGCGGCCUGCAGGAGGGGAUGAGGCAAGCUGACAUCAGGUACGUCAAGACUGUCUACGACGCCCAGCGAGGAAUCUCCAAGGAGUACGAGGUGAAGUCCUCUGCUUUGCUUCCGAGCUGCGAGGCGCAGGCCUCGCUGGACGGUCGCAGCCACAGCAGGCUCCACGGCUUCACCCGGCACAACGCAGCUCCCUCCUGGGCACAGCCAGGCCAAGGCUCCUCAGACAGCAAGAGCCAGUCCUCCAAGGGACCUCCGUUGCCUCCUGCUCGCAGCGACAGCUACGCAGCCAUCAGGCAUCACGAGAGGCCCAGCUCGUGCGCCGGCCUUGAUCUGAACAAGCUUGGUCGAACCCAGCCAAAAGGAGCUUGGCCUCUGCUGGUCAGCACCCUCCCGCAGGGGCCGCUGCUGAAAACCCCCUUUGGGGAAGGACAUCUGCACACCGUGGUGGAGAAGAGCCCGGAGAGCAGCCCCACUGUGAAGCCCAAGCAGAGCUAUUCCCAGUCAGCCCAGCCGGGACAGCCCCUGCUCCCUACUGGUGUCUACCCAGUACCUUCCCCAGAGCCGCACUACGCCCAGGUGCCCCAGCCUUCUGCGAGCAAUAAUGGGACACUUUAUCCAGCCCUGGCCAAAGAAAGUGGGUACUCUCCACCUCUCCCAGUCUCCUACGACAAGGCCGUAGCCAGCAGCACCCUGGGCUUUGAUGAGAACGGAAGCCAAAGCACUGCAAACAGAUCAACCAUCUUCUACCAGCCCCCAGCUGCUGAGAGAAAGCACGAUGCUGCAGCAAAGCUUCUCCACCAAAAACCUUCUAGCACGGCAAGCCCAGAAGUCUGCCUGACUACGGCAAGAAAGGAGGAGUUGUUACCCCCUUACAAGGUAGCACACAGCAACCGAGAGACCGCAAGUACCACACAGGCCUCCAAACACAGUUUUCAAGCUCCACAGCCGCAGCCGAGGGAUGCCAGUGAGAGAAGAACCCAUUACCAGCCCAAAGAGGACUGGACAGCCAAAUCCCAGGAGGAUAAAAACGGUAAUGCACAGAUAAAUGAGAGAGACGCUGCUGCUCAUCACCAGUGGGGCCAUGGCACAACCAAGCAGUACGGCUUCUCCUCCUUGCAGAACAUCCCAGAGAGCUCCAGGAGGCAAAGCAGCUCCGAGCUUAAGGAGAUGCCACCAGGUGAGGGUUAUUCCAGCACCAAACUGUCCUUCUUGAACAGCAGCGGCAAAGAGGAGAAGGACCACAGGGGGCAGGGGCCCAAGCAGUGGAGUGGGGUAGACCCCCAGGCUUUUGGGAGGCAGGAGGAGGAGGACAUGAACGUGGGCCCAUUCCAUGCUGCCGAACCAAAGAGCGAAGAUCCCCCCUCUCCACAGCACCCAAAGACCUCUGAUUUUGGGAGGAGCAGGCUCAGCUCUAGCAGCACCCAAAGCUUUCCCUCCGGCAAACCAGACCCCAGCAAACCCCGCUGCUCGGUGCUGGAGAAGGUCACAAAGUUUGAGCAGCGAGAGCAAAGCACUCACCGGCCCCAGAGCGCUGGGGUUCCCAGUUUCGGCCAGCACUACGGGCCCAGCAGGACGAGCCAGCCCUCCAGCACAAGGUGCUCUCUGAACAGCAUGGAGGACACACGGGGCAAGCAGCACCCUGAGCCAGGCAGGGUCUCCAGCCCCUCCGUCAGGAACGGGAAGCUGGAAGAGGCUGACUGGCGCCCUGUGGAGCUGCAGAUGGUGGCUUCGGCGAAGCAGGCAAGACCCAGCGAAUAUUACAGCUUGUGUCCUGAAAAUGAGGUGCAAAUAAGGGCAGCUCAGCUACCGAGGAGUAAAAGCACGUUCCAGCUGGGAGGGGAGCCUGAGAAGGAGCUCCUCUGGAAGGAUCACGUCCAGGAUGCCCAUGGGUCGCAGCUGGACACCCCAUUCAACAGGGCCUACAGGAACAGCAUCAAAGAUGCUCAGUCCCGGGUGCUGAGGGCCACUUCUUUCCGGCGCAUCAGCCCCCCGUUUGGGAACACGCCCAGGAGGACGACCCAGAGGCCUGCCUCAGCCCACGUGGGCCUGAGGAGCACGGCAGCAUCUCCCCACACGCCGAAGGAGCGGCACAGCGUGACGCCGACAGAAAGCAGCCCCUCCGCCCCGGACUACGCCAAGACGCAGCACAUCUCGCGCAUCGGGGGCCGAAAGCGGCUGACGGCAGAGCAGAAGAAGCGGUCGUACUCGGAGCCGGAGAAGAUGAACGAGGUGGGCAUCUCCGAUGGGGAGCCAUCGCCUUUCUCCUUCCAGAAGAAAGGGCUCCAUUUCAUCUUCCCAGAGAAUACGGUGGCUGACCGGCGUAAGAUCUUCGAAAAGGAAGGUAAGACCUCCUCCACGGCCAGCCUCUCCAAGCCGGAGCUCAAGCAGCUCCAGCAGAGCGCCCUCGCCGACUACAUCCAGCGCAAAACGGGGCGCCGGCCGUCCUCGCAGGACCUGGGGCUGCUGAGGGAGCGCUCCCACAGCUCCUACCUGCAGGCAGGCGGCCCCGACAGCCAGAGCCUUUCCUCCGCCUCCAGCAUGAAUUCCCUCCAGGACCAGAACCUGUACCGCCGCAGAGAGUCGGUAGAGAGGAUAUCCAGGACGGGGCGGAUAUCUGCUACCCUCCCUCCCGGACUGAUGGGCUGCUUCGACGUCAGUGGGGAUGAGAAGAAGAAAGGGCGCCAGGACAGCUUGCUCACGAGCCGACCGAAAACGGACAGGUGCUGGGAUUACAGAGCCAAAACGGAGCUCAGCAAGGGCACACAGACAGACCCGCUGGGCGCGCAGGGCCAACCUCGCUACGGGAAGCAGGAGCAGGUCUUUGAAGCACCCCCCAGCACCAGGAAAUCGGGGAAAUCGGUGUCUGUGGAAGACUUGCUCGAUAGGUACGACAAUCAGAGAGUCCCUGUACAUAUCCGCUCCAGAUCGUCUCCCACGGCGGAUAAGAAACACCAGGACCUGCUGAGGAGGGAGAGCAGCGAGUUUGGCCCCAUGGUGAGAGAUCCCUUCUACGUGGUGAGCGCAGGAGCCAGGUCUAUCAGCAAGAAGGAAAGAAGCCACUCAGAAAAAGUGGCCUUCCCGAGUUACUAUCCCCAUCCUCACCACAGCAGCGAGGUUGUCACCAGCUCCACCACGCUGAGCGAGACCCACAAACUCUCAGAGCUUUCCAGGCCGGAUAGCAGGACUUCUGCAUUUGUCCCAUCCCCGACAGAGGCACAGAGUCACCACCCUGAGCAAAAGCAAGGCUUUAAACCCUUGUUCCUUAACCUUACUCCUGCAUCUGGCCAGUCCGCCCCUAACACACCCACCCAGACUCCCUCAGACUUCCAGACUGCGGGCGAUGGCCAGGCUCCGAGGCAGCACCAUGCCAAAAGAGAUGCUGUUCCUCCUGAGGGCAAUGGUAAUGUCCAAGCACAGUCUUCAGAUGCUGUCCAGGACAGAUCCCCUGAGACUCCCACAGAUGAAAUGAUGUGGAGAAGGAAAGCUGGGCUGCUUCACAGAUCCCUCCCACCCAAAGUGGUGUGGGCUCAUUCAGUCAAAGACAACAGCCACCCAAGGGCUGUGGUGUCUCCUCCAGCAGCCAGGCCAACGUUCUCCCAGAGGUGGCAGUCCCUGCCGACACAGAGCAGCACUUCUUCUGACCCCGAGACCCCUUCUCCGCAGGGGACAACCCAUCUCCGGAUCUCGGAGUCAGGCCUACAGCUCACACCACCACCAUUGGGGCAGGAUGAUGAAGAUGAUGAGGUGUUUGUCAUGCCUUCCCAGCCCGGGAGCGUUGCUCCCAGCUUGUCACCCCUACUGCCAUCCCUGAGCUCUUGCACUGCUGCAAACGGCACCGAGGAAUUCCCACCUCCUCCCCCUCCGGCGGCACGUGAGGGGAACGGGGCAGCUGGAGACAAACCCACCCGGCUCACAGAGGAGGCCCAAGUGAGCAGCUCCAAAAGCUUUCCCAAAGCUGUGUCUGAGAGGGAGAUAACAGGCACCAGUAUCGCUGAAAAUAAUUGGUGCCUCUCACUACCUGCGUCAAAGAGGAGCAGCUCUCCAUCUGCUGUGGAUAGGCAGCACCAGUUACCUGCUUGUUCUGAAGGUCCUCAAAGCUCCGACAGACAGCCCACAGCUCACCCUGAAAGCAACCACAGAGAGCCAGCAGUCAUCACUGGAGAGUCGGAAAACGGCAGCCUGGACUCUGGGAUGCUCAGCACAGCACCUCCAGCGAAGGCAAAGACAAAGACCCCCGAGGACAUGAAGUCAGAGGCUCUGGCAAAAGAGAUCAUCCAUAAAGACAAGUCUCUGGCUGAUAUCCUGGACCCAGAUUCCAAAAUGAAGACAACCAUGGACUUAAUGGAAGGGCUUUUCCCCAGCGGAAGGAGCUUGCUGAAGGAGAACAACAUGAGAAGGAGGAUGACGCAGAGGAAAGCUAGCAGGACAGCAGCCGAAGCAGACACGAGAGAAGAAAAGGAAGCUCCCGUAACGCUGGUCCCCUGUCCUGCUUAUUACAGUGUUUCAGCCCCCAAAGCAGAGCUGCUGAAUAAAAUCAAGGACUUGCCAGAAGAAGUCAGUGAGGAAGAGGAGCUGCUGGACAUCAAUGAGAAGAAGGCUGAGCUCAUCGGGAGCUUGACCCACAAACUGGAAAUCCUGAAGGAAGCCAAGGAAGGCCUGCUUGCGGACAUCAAGAUGAAUAACGCUCUGGGAGAAGAGGUGGAGCUGUUGAUCAGCCAGCUAUGCAAACCCAACGAGUUUGACAAAUACAAGAUGUUCAUCGGCGAUUUGGAUAAGGUGGUGAACCUCUUGCUCUCCCUUUCGGGACGCCUGGCCCGCGUAGAGAACGUUUUGAGUAGUCUAGGGGAAAACGCCAACAGCGAGGAGCGGAGCUCGCUGAACGAGAAGAGGAAACUGCUGGCUGGCCAGCACGAAGACGCCCGGGAACUGAAGGAAAACCUCGACCGUCGAGAACGGGUGGUUUUGGAGAUCCUGGGCAACUACCUCUCAGAGGAGCAGCUCCAGGAUUACCAGCACUUUGUCAAGAUGAAGUCCGCGCUCCUUAUAGAGCAGCGAGAGCUGGACGAUAAAAUCAAGCUGGGGCAGGAACAGCUCAAGUGCCUGAUGGAAAGCCUCCCCACAGACUUCACGCCCCGGGACGCGACAGCAGCGGCUGCCCUGGCUGCAGCACUUGCUACCUCUGCUGGGGCCGGUGGUAAAACGCCUCCAGCGGUCUCCUCCUCGCUCUAACCUUUCCCUGGGGUAAAGUCCUCCUGCUCGAGAAUUUGGCAGAUGGUUUUCUACAGUGACAAUGAGCGGAGACAGGUUUGAAACGAGAUU
This is a messenger RNA of Mesitornis unicolor (brown roatelo), 5772 nucleotides long. It is a transcript of the gene SHROOM3, whose product is annotated as shroom family member 3. The transcript is spliced from 10 exons. Gene Ontology annotation, biological process: actin filament organization. Gene Ontology annotation, molecular function: actin filament binding. NCBI's taxonomy places the organism in Eukaryota, Metazoa, Chordata, Aves, Mesitornithiformes, Mesitornithidae. The record is from RefSeq and is a predicted model, not a curated record. Gene Ontology annotation, cellular component: apical plasma membrane; apical junction complex; cortical actin cytoskeleton. The coding region runs from base 106 to 5682 and encodes 1858 amino acids.